UCUCUGGUUUUACAUAUUUCUGUGUACUUGAAUAAAACUUCCACAAAUUGUUUUAACAGCAUUAACACUGGAAACUUAUUUAAUUACAGUGUUUCUGUCAAUCUGGUCGUUGUCAUGUUUGUCAGUGUGUUCACAGUUUGCAUUAAAUAAAACUCACUGAAGGUCUGACAGAUUAAAAUGUCAUCAUUUAUAAAUAUUCAGCAGGAGGUCGUGUGCAGAAGUUCAUUUGUAACCGAGUUUAUAUUUGCAGUAACAAACUCUUUGGCUGAUAAUUUAUUUAAUUUUUCAGUGUUACUUGUAUUUAUUCUGCUGGCCGCACAUGUUGAAAACAGGGAUGCUGCGUUUCGCAUCGUCCCAAAAAGACUGCAGUUCUUUGAGCUGGAGUCUGUCUUCUUUCACUGUGAGGGUCUUGAUGGAGCUUCUCAGUUAAAAGGGAUCAGAAAUACAGAAAUACUCAUUUCAGUGUGUGAUGAGAGCUCACCAACACUACUGUGUGCGAUUCAUCGAGCCUAUGCAACAGACAGCGGCGAAUACUGGUGUGAGACUGGAGCUGGAGAGAAAAGCAUCAGUGUCAACAUCACAAUAACUCCUGGUUCUGUCGUCCUAGAGAGUCCUGUUGUCCCUGUCAAGGAGGGAAACAAUGUGACUCUGCGCUGCAGGAACAAGACAAAGACUUCAAACCUCACAGCUGAUUUCUAUAAAGACGGCUUCCUCAUCGGGAACAGCUACACAGGAGAGAUGACCAUCCACAGAGUGUCCAGGUCUGAUGAAGGACUCUACAAGUGUAAGAUGUUUGAUACUGGAGAAUCACCAGAGAGCUUGUUGACUGUCACAGCACUUCACAGAGAGACCUGCUCAUCUUCUUGUUCUGCCGUCCACGUGUUCCUAAUGUUGAGGACUAUUUUCACCAUUGUGAUGGUGGUUCUGCUGCUUUUGUUAGUGGUAUUACUUCACUUUGGAAAACUCAGUGUUACACAGACAUAAAUGGUAUUUGUAUAUAAAGAUGACUGAUGGAGAAUGUUCUGGAAGUUUUAACAUUUAGAUAAUAGAACAGUGCAGUAAACUGGACAAUUAUAAAAGCUACACUAUGACGGGUGAUUGCAAAUAUUGUAAAAAAUACUUCGACUUCAGUUUUUUUUUACUAUAUACUUUUUUCCUUUUUUAUUGCUUUGACUUUGUUGGUUGCUGUUAAACUUGUCAUGCACGGAUGAGUUUAAAACCACAGGCCUGCUGAGCAUGUUUAAAGACCUCUCAGUAUCUCAGUUUACUCAGCGUGUGAUUAUUUUAGAUGCUGCAGAUACUCCAGUAAUUUUAGCUUCUUAGAUACAAACCGCAUGAGAAAAUGUUUGUUCACAGUAGAGUUAAAAUACGUCAGCGUGAUCAUUUCAGUGCCAGCUUGCGGCUUAAAAAUUCUACAUAAGCCUUGUAGCUGCAAACAUGUCAGUGUAUCUUCUGCAGCUAAAUAGUAAGCAUGGCAAGAACAAAAACUUAUAUAUAUAAACUUAAAUAUAUAUAUUAAUAUAUUUUAAAAUAAAAUGACCCAACAGAGGGGUGUGGAUGUCAGUUACUACUUUCAUUUCAUUCAUUCAACUUUAAAUUUGUUAACUGUUUUAAAAUAAUUGACAAAAAUAUAUAUAUAAAGACAAUCCCAGUGUCAUCCGGAUCAGCCGAUCCAAGCCUCACCUGGUUUUCUCCCACGCUGUCGCCCACCUGUAAGGACAUCUGCGGCUCUUCACCUGCUGGAAACUGCCCUUAACUACCUGCCCUCGAUCCACAGCUAUCCUGCCCCCCCGCGCUACAAGCACUUUGCCCCGUGAAACUCCCGCCGUGAACUUUCACUACUUUGUCGCAAAUAAACUCACUGUAAACUUGUGGCUGUUGAGCAUAGUGUCUGCUUUUGGGUCCAUUUAUGUGACACCCAGUGAAAAUAUCAUCUAUGAGAAAAGAA
Messenger RNA from Haplochromis burtoni (Burton's mouthbrooder), 1948 nucleotides. Its product is annotated as Fc receptor-like protein 5. The transcript has 5 exons. Lineage: Eukaryota; Metazoa; Chordata; Actinopteri; Cichliformes; Cichlidae. The record is from RefSeq and is a predicted model, not a curated record. Bases 178 to 984 code for a protein of 268 amino acids. Gene Ontology annotation, biological process: cell surface receptor signaling pathway. Gene Ontology annotation, molecular function: transmembrane signaling receptor activity.